AUGACCACAUCCACCGGGUCAGCGCACGCCUCGGACGCUUUUCCGAGCACGGAGAGCAUCCUCCAAGAGCUCGGUAAGCAAAUCGGUCUCGACACCUCGGCUCAUACUGCUACAAUCAAUGGGCAUGAUCCUGUGGUGCCUUCCACUCACCGCAUUGGCGACGCCUGCGCGGCCGCUCUAGCCUUGGCGGGCAUUGCUGUAUCCCAAGUGGCCCAUUCGCGCGGCUCGGCGCUAGACAAGGUCAGUGUCUCGGUUGACGAGGCCAUCAUGCAGCUCACUGCCGCCUUCUAUACUAAGCUCAACGGCGUGAACCUUCUCCGCCUGUUCGAGGAUCCUAAGCUCUUCCAUAACAGCGACUUUUAUCCCACAAAGGAUGGCCGCCAUGUGUUCCUGCUGCUCACUUAUCCGCGCCUCCGCGACGCCGCGUGUCAGGUGCUCCAGUGCCCUCCUGAAAAGAAGGAUUAUGCCAAGAACAUUGCUCAAUGGAAUGCAUUUGAGCUCGAAGAUGCCAUCAACCAGUCGCAUGGCUGUGCUAUUGCGCUGCGCACACGUCAAGAGUGGCGCGAGCACCCGCAAGGCAAGGCGCUUCUGCAGCAGGAACUCAUUUCAGUCACUAAAAUCGACGAGAGUGAGCCAAUUCCACUCACCCCCUUGUCGCAGCCCGAUCCAGAAAAGGACAACGCCUCGCUGCCUCUCGAGCACAUCCGCUUGCUAGACAACGGUCAUGUGAUUGCUGCGCCCAUCGUCAGCCGUCUGGCUGCCGAGUUUGGUGCCGAUGUGCUCCACAUGUCCUCGCCAGACUAUCCCGACUCGGCCGCUAUGCUUAACGAGACUGGUCUGGGCAAGCUCAAUGCCUUCUGCGAUCUCAACGAAGAAGAGGGGCGCAAAGCAUUUGCAGACGUCAUCUCCGACGCCGAUAUUUACGUAUGCAACUAUCGUUCCCUUGAGCUCAAGGGCUACUCGGCCAAGGAUCUGGCAAAACUCAAACCCGGCAUCAUUUUCGUUGACAUCACCGGCUGGGGGCGCAUCGGGCCCUGGGCCACCCGCGGCGGAUUUGAUCAGCUGGCUUGUACCGCUACCGGGUUCUCUGCUGAAGAAGGCGGCUUUGCCUCUCCUCGCUUACCCCCCACUUACCUGCUAAACGAUUAUCUGGCAGGCAUCUUGGGCUUUGCCGGUGCACUGAGCGCCCUUUUGCGCCGCGCCAAGGAAGGUGGCAGCUACGUAGUCAGUCUCAACCUCGCCAGCGUCGUCAUGUGGGUGCAGGAUCUCGGAUCGUUUGACACUAAAGAGGUGGAGCAUCUCUCACCUAUCGACCACAACGCUGCUUCCGAUAAACUCAGCUCCAUCUCGGGUCCAAACGGCAAUACCACCUAUCUUGGUGUCCGUAUCGGCUUCGAGCAUAUCAGGCCCCACUUCAAACGCGGUGCUCAACCCGCCGGUGCUGUACCAUUUUCUUGGAACCAGUUCCGUACCUCGUAG
Molecule: messenger RNA, 1479 nt
Organism: Mycosarcoma maydis (corn smut)
Lineage: Eukaryota; Fungi; Basidiomycota; Ustilaginomycetes; Ustilaginales
Exons: 1
Coding region: 1-1479 (492 amino acids)
Molecular function (GO): catalytic activity
Source: RefSeq, a predicted model, not a curated record